Fomitopsis serialis is the source of this 852-nucleotide messenger RNA. RefSeq lists its product as uncharacterized. The record is from RefSeq and is a predicted model, not a curated record. Lineage: Eukaryota; Fungi; Basidiomycota; Agaricomycetes; Polyporales; Fomitopsidaceae. The transcript has 2 exons. Bases 135 to 803 code for a protein of 222 amino acids.
CAAGUACAAAGAAGCGAGUGGCGACAAGGGAUCAUAGCGCGGCUGCGCCUGUAGACAAUGCAACGCUGGAGUACUUAAGAGUUGCGUUAGCGGACGCAGUAGGACCGCCGCCUUUCCUAUACGCUUUCUCCAGGAUGUCGCAAGUCCCGGGAGAGAAUGCGCUGGUAGCCACCCUCCGCAUCAGCUACGCAGUCGUUGCUCCUAUCCUCAGCGUACCCCUCGCUACAGGGCAGUACGUCCUCAGCCUCCUACCGAGCCCUUACGGAGAAAUAUAUGCCACCGCCGAUACGCAGCAAAUCGUUCGAAUCGGCUGGCUGGGUUCAGCCAUCGUCGCGGGCGUGAUGUUGAUCGUCGCGCUGUGCCGGUCGAUCGUCCGUUGUCGCGUUUUCAAGAAGCAUAUUCGACCUGGCAAUGUUCCCCGUCCCACCAUCAAGGCCACUCGUCGAAAGCUGAUCACCGGGAAGGGAUUCACCAUCGCUCAUUGCUUCUGCAUAGUCCAGGGGUUGGCAGGAGCUGCCAUGGUCGAACACAUAGACGGCAGAGCUGCAGCGGGUGGUCGUCUCGACGUUAUACAAGCAGCCUUCGCAGGCACCGUCGGGUCGCUUUCCCUUCAAGGUGCACUCGCCGGCGUCCGGCUCUUGAUCAUACGACCUAUCAAGCGCGUAGUCGGCACGAAGACACGUCGCGUUCGUAGGGGGAGGCUCCGCGGACGGUGCACUGAAAAGGACGGUGGUCAGUCAAGAAGGGACAAUUCAGUCCAUGGCAGUACUGUGUCUUGUCUAGUGUCGAAUGUUCUGUCGUAAAUGGUUGUCACUCCGCGAUUCUCUCCCUGAUAUCUCUGUAACAUCAGUU